Messenger RNA from Gaeumannomyces tritici R3-111a-1, 639 nucleotides. RefSeq lists its product as hypothetical. The record is from RefSeq and is a predicted model, not a curated record. The transcript has a single exon. Lineage: Eukaryota; Fungi; Ascomycota; Sordariomycetes; Magnaporthales; Magnaporthaceae. The coding region runs from base 1 to 639 and encodes 212 amino acids.
AUGAAAUGGAGCCAACAGCGCCUUGUGCACCGCUUGAGGCUGUUGUUGCGAGCGAACCUGCAGUCAGCACCGCACCAGCAAACGUGCACUCGCAACCGGAGAGCAGGAGCUGCCCAACCCAAGUCCCGGGAGGCACCCAUUGGCCGCCGCGGCCAAUGCAACCAGACCCUUAAACGAGGCUCUUUCGGGAAGCAGCUUCUGUCCAAUGGCCUCGGAUCCCGACAGGCAUGGCUACUCGACCGCAAACGCCAUUGCCGACCGGCCCAAGCACGGAAGGGCGAUCGGCUGCACGGCAUCCCUCCCACGCACACACGCACACACGCACACCACGUAGCUCAGAUGCCGUUGGAGGUUGGGUCUAGGAGCAGGCAGGCGGCACCGCAUCAAACGCACAGCAUCAAGCGCACAGCACCAAACGACCGCUGGGAUCACGCUUUCCACUCCUCGAUUCGUACAAACACGCAAGGCGAGUCCUUGACGGCCACAGUCCGAUGCCGUCGCCUGUCCCCUGAGCCGGGCUGCGUUGAUGCUGUCCAGUCAUGUUCUUCUUUACGUCGAGGCUGUUCCGUCUGCACGCCAAUGUCGGCGGGAGGGAGUGAUAACGCUGAUGAUAUGGGAGACACCACGCCUGCCAAUUAG